Molecule: messenger RNA, 3041 nt
Organism: Phymastichus coffea
Lineage: Eukaryota; Metazoa; Arthropoda; Insecta; Hymenoptera; Eulophidae
Product: UDP-glucosyltransferase 2-like
Exons: 6
Coding region: 232-1827 (531 amino acids)
Molecular function (GO): protein binding; UDP-glycosyltransferase activity
Source: RefSeq, a predicted model, not a curated record
CGCACCGAUGCAGCAGACGACUACUUAUUCUGUUCUGGUUGCUUGCGAUUGCUGCGAUUCGCAGUCGCGCGCAAGUCGGCGUAAUAGCAAGUAUAUACCUCAAGUCGACAGAUCGAACUUUGACAUCACGUUGACACAUAGCCAGUCGAAUUGUACAAAUCGAAAGUGGUGAAAACGAAGUUGUAACAAAGAAGAAUUUGCCAAUAAAAAUUGUUCUUUAUAGUUUUGAAAAUGUUACUAUCUGCAAAAUCAACUACCUUGGGAUUGAUAAUGAUAUGGCUAUGUUGCACUGUUCAAACGAGCAAUGUAUUGCGAAUUUUGGGCAUCUUCCCAUUCCAAAUGAAAAGUCAAUUUGUAAUGGGCGAGGAGUUGUUAAAGGCUUUAGCAGCAAAGGGUCAUCAAGUGGAUGUUUAUAGUCACUUUCCCUUGAAAAAUCCAAUACCGAAUUAUAAUGAUAUCAGUUUAGAAGGCACAUUACCAGCUCUAACCAACAAUGUUACCAUCGAAGCAGUGACAUCAAUACCAGAUACUGUUCAGUUAAUGGACUCUUGGUAUCGUGACCUUUGUCAUCCUAUAUGUGAUUUAUUGAGGAUGCCACAAUUUCAAAAACUUAUCCGUGACCCACCAAAGGAUCCACCAUACGAUAUUAUCAUUAUGGAGUUUUCUAUGACUCAUUGUUUCAUUCCAUUCGGCCGCCAUCUGAACGUCCCAGUUAUAGGAGUCCAGGCAUUGCCACUCUAUCCAUGGCAAUAUGAUGCCUUUAGAAAUCCAGUAAAUCUAGCCUCCGAGCCGAAUUUCGUAACGUCCUAUUUUAAUCCUAUGUCGUUUCCAGAAAGAAUCGGCAAUUUUAUCACACACAAUCGUUUAAUACGAUUAGCACACAAGUACUCUGACAUACAAAACAACUACAUCUUGAAAUACUUUGGGGAAGGAUUUCCGCACGCGGCAGAUCUGCUCAAGGACGUUGCUUUGAUGUUUGUCGUCGAAGAUUUCUCUCUGUUCGGGGCAAAAGCCUUUAUGCCCAAGAUUGUGCCCGUUGCUGGACUGCACAUUGCGAACCAAAGUGAAACUUUAGCAAAGCAAGUGCAGGAAUGGCUCGACGAAAGUACGAACGGCUGCGUUGUAUUCACUUUUGGAUCGAUGAUCAAAAUUGAGACUCUUCCCAGACACAUAAUCGAAGCGUUCUACAAGUCUUUCGAAAAUAUCGCACCGGUCCGUGUGCUUAUGAAAAUUGCAAAACCAGAACUGUUACCGGCUGGUCUCCCUUCCAACGUUCUUACGCAAACCUGGCUCCAGCAAGGAGCUGUGCUGAAACACGAAAACACAAGAGCCUUCGUGACGCACGGCGGUCUCAUGGGUACCCAAGAAUCAAUUUACUACGAGGUGCCAAUGAUUGGUAUCCCAAUUUUUUUCGAUCAGCACUACACUCUCAACACGUAUGCCAGUAAGAAAAUAGCUAUUAAAUUGCCGUUGUACGAAGUGACCGAAGCAACCUUCACGCACGCUCUGCGGCAGAUUUUGCAAAAUCCUAAGUACAGGGAAAACGUGCAGAAAGUUAGUAGACAGAUGAAAGAUCGACCAGUAAGUGUCAUGGACACCGCGUUAUUUUGGGUACAGUACGUACAUCGACAUGGGAAAGAUGCACUAAAAUCGGCAUCCGAAGAUAUGCCAUGGUGGCAAGUUUCGCUCUUGGACGUUUAUGCUAGCCUGGUAACUUUAUCGCUUCUAGCUGUAUUUAUUUGUAUACAACUACUUAAAUUGAUUUUUAAAAUUCUUAUUUCUUCUACGAGAAAAUCUAAAACAAGUGAAAUCAAGAAACGCAAUUAGAAACAAAUCGGGUAAAGGUGUUAGUUCAUAAGAAUUAAAUGUGUUGGCAAACUGCGAUUUUUCAUUUGCUGUUUAGAUAACCAUUUUCAAUGUCAGCUAGUGACACUACAGGAAAAAGUUCAUAAAUUUGAUGCAUACUUGAAUGAAUUAUUUCUUAUUUCAAGAGCAAUUAUUCUCAUUUUGUUGUACAUUACAACAUUUCAAACUUAAAAUGGAAACAAUAUUUUCAAAGUUGUUCUCUAUAAAUAAAUAUAUUCUUUUUGAUCAUAGAAGAAAAUAAAUUUUAUUUUUAGGAUGACGAAUAAUAAACAAACAUAGUAAAAUACAAUUUAAAGCAAUUGAAACUUAAACGAAUAAUAACUAAAUUGGACAAUAGUGACGUUUAAAAUAUUUAUUAGUAUUUUGUGUUUACUUUUUUGUGUUAAGCGUCCAAAUGACGAACAAAUAAUUGUUAAAAAGAACAAAUCAAUUUAUAAUCUAUUUCCAAAUUCUUUUACUUAUUUUUCACCUCAACAGCCUGUCGUUCAACUGUUUUAAAUACUCCGUGAAAUAUACCUACUAUAUACAUAAACAAACGUAAACACUCUAAGAUAACAUUUGAAAUAUUCUGAAUUACUAGGACGUUUCUAACGCGCCUUUGCAAUGUUAAAACGUGAUCCUAUUCUUACAAGGAUAGCUGUGAGCCCGAAAGAUAUUGUCUUUCGUGCACACGGUCACAAUAAUCGGACGGUUAUUGUUUAGGAACGCUUAUUUUUUCUAAUUUCAAUAAAUUUUAUUAAAUCGAAUAAUAAAACAACUCAACAAGAAAUAAUGAUUUGAGCGAAACAAACACACUUACAAUUUAUUUUCGUAGCAAAAGUUAAAACAUUUCAAUCGUAAUUUAAAUAAUACUAUUGUUAAACAAUAUCUAUUGUAUACACAAUAGAUUGUGUAUAAAAUAUUUAUAUCGUUUCUUUUACCGAUUAUUAUUUUUAUUCAAAUUUCAUCUGCAGUUGUUAUAGGAAAAGUGUAAUUGUGAGAUAUUUUAACAAGAGAGAGAUAAUCUACGCUACGUAUUGUAUUAGCUACCAAUAUAAAUUCAUUAAAUAUUAUUAUUAAGGCUCAUGAUGUUUUUUAGCCUCGGAAUUCAUAUUUAAAAGCAUAUAUUUUGAACUGAUAUUUAUUAUCUUGUAACGAAUGUAAUUGUAAUAAAUAUACCUUGUAAUAAAUAUUCA